CUUUAGCAAACUCUGGCCGAGAACUUCUUUUUGGGUUUUUUUUCAUUUACUGAAAAGCUUGGAGAAAAUGAUUCCCUGUGGUUGAGCCUGCUCUGCUCGGAGCACAAUCUUUGAUACAUGGCACUGGAUUCUUUUAUUCCGACUGCAUUUACUCGUCUUCAGUCCGGCACCCUUGUGUCCCAUUAACCUUGUGCGUUAGUUCUCGCUGCAGAGUCUUAUUUCAUUUAACGAGAAGUAAUGGUCUUUAAGUCUCGUUAUUGCACAUUAUGUCGCUUUACGUGCUACGCUAAAAGGUGCUGCUGCUGCCACCAAACGACAGCAAAAUUUCUGCAACUUCAAGAGCGUCCCUAUGAGCGCAGUGUCGAAAAAUGGUAGGGCGUACAGGCAGCGAAAGGUCGGCAUCAAGACGGUGAUGCCGAUCUACCGCGAAAACGAGAUUCCUGAUUUCGAUGAAGAGACUUCCAUGCAGCGUACCGUGCCUCAGGUCGAGUCUGGCGUGGAAAAGGAAGAAGAAGAGGAACGACAUCUGCAGCUGGUAAUUCAUGCUGCACAUGAGGCCAUCGUUCAGGGUGCGGAAAAGACUGCAAUAAUUCCCACCCGUCCAGCUGUUCCUGUCGGUAUGCUGCCGAAAUUCUACAAGAAGGAUUAUUCCGUGCCGACAACAUGGUUACGAUUUUCUAUGACAGUUGAGGAAUGCGCGGCCCCAAUGUACUGCAUGGAUGAACGUGAUGUUAGUCAGUGGAUUGAGCUGCGAAAGCAACACCAAGAGCUGGAGCGGUUUUCGGAUGACGAUUAUGAGUUGUGCAUGCAGACCUUUGAAGACGCCAUCAGUGAGAAACAGCCGUAUUUGUCCAUUGAUAAGGCUCAAAUCCUUUCGCGGGACGAAAUUCUCCCAUUCUUUGAUGAAAAAGGUGUUUCCUCGUUGAAGCCACUAGCAACUGAGCUGUAUGGUUAUUGGCGUUCUCGCAAAUUGGAGCGCUCGGGUUUGUCUGUGAUGCCUUCCAUUCAAAUUGGUGAUGAUAAAGACAAAGAUGACCCGUAUAUCUGUUUCCGGCGUCGCGAGGUCCGUCAGCCUCGCAAAACUCGCCGCUCAGACUUGCAAUCCUUGGAGCGGCUGCGGAAGUUACGCAUCGACAUGGAAACUAGCUUGUUUCUUUUGGAUCAAGUAUUACAACGUGAAAACAAAAAACUUGAAUUGCUUCAAACGGAUCGCUCUGUAUUCCAGCAUCGCUGUAUAAUGAAACGGUUGAAGCGCACACUCAGCAUAAAGGACAGCGACGUUGGGUUGUUCAGUCCGAAGCGGCGGCCCCCAGUUAUUGAUCAGAAGCCUUCCAAGACUCACCUUGCACCGUCCGUUAGCCAUGCGGAGGGCGAAUUUGCAUCCGAAGGUUCGGUGGAAGCAGGAGUUGCACAAAAGCAAUAUCGUGCUUCAACAGCAACUGGUGCCGCUGCUGCUUAUCGGCCUAUUCCCACUCAGAUACACGAUGCGCACCCGGUGCGAUAUUUGGAGGAUGUGCAAGCGGAUGCGUAUACACACUUUCAAAUUCGUUUACAACAAGAAAUUGCCAAGCGUGCCCAGUCAAGCCUCAAAUGGGUUGAUCUUUUGGAGAAUCCUGGAACAGCGUUACCAUUUGCACUUCCUGAGACGUUUUAUCGCAACGUCGAAUUUUUCCCGACGAAUGGUAAGACGGGGCUUUCCCAGCUUACAGCCUCGCCUUCAGAUUCAGCGCCAUCUCCAAGUUCGGAAGAUACCGCGUCUGAGGAUGGUCAGCAGCUGUAUUUAAGCGGUCGGCGUCGUGAUUCAACCACUUCUGCUUCUGAAGUGCUCUAUCGGUAUUCCACCCACUGCACACCUCGCAAUGCAGUAACCGUGAGGCGCCGUAUGGGACGAGGCGGACGUAUUAUUUUGGACCGGACAUAUGCCUUGCCCAUGCACCAACCGCGAUCGACAACCUCGAGGCUUAAAGACCGUUGGCUGUUUCACACGCCGUUUGACGCUGAUGACACUAUUAUUUUAGACGAUGAGUCUGAUGCCUCCGUAUUGUAUCGUUCACAGCUCCUUCGCCUGCACGCGGACACCGCAGCGAUCACCGAAAACGCUGUCAAAUAAUUCCUCGCUUCUUUCAACUCUUUUGACCCGACACGUUUUUGUUUCAGCAUUUCUACAAUCCGUCCUUCUUUUUUCCAUCUUCUUCUCUUUGUCCGUUACGCCUUCUAUCCGGACAGAGGCAACACCCAUCUCCCUUCUUCCUUUCUAAUCUAGACCACGCUUCGGCCAUGACUAGCGAAUGAAUAAUUAAUGACACGCAUUACACU
Schizosaccharomyces japonicus yFS275 is the source of this 2316-nucleotide messenger RNA. RefSeq names its product NuA4 histone acetyltransferase complex Epl1. Gene Ontology annotation, cellular component: nucleus; NuA4 histone acetyltransferase complex. Gene Ontology annotation, biological process: regulation of transcription by RNA polymerase II. The transcript has 2 exons. The record is from RefSeq and is a predicted model, not a curated record. NCBI's taxonomy places the organism in Eukaryota, Fungi, Ascomycota, Schizosaccharomycetes, Schizosaccharomycetales, Schizosaccharomycetaceae. Bases 350 to 2110 code for a protein of 586 amino acids.